This is a messenger RNA of Nicotiana tabacum (common tobacco), 3077 nucleotides long. RefSeq names its product acetyl-coenzyme A carboxylase carboxyl transferase subunit alpha, chloroplastic-like. Gene Ontology annotation, biological process: fatty acid biosynthetic process. The record is from RefSeq and is a predicted model, not a curated record. Lineage: Eukaryota; Viridiplantae; Streptophyta; Magnoliopsida; Solanales; Solanaceae. Gene Ontology annotation, molecular function: acetyl-CoA carboxylase activity; carboxyl- or carbamoyltransferase activity. Gene Ontology annotation, cellular component: acetyl-CoA carboxylase complex.
GCUUUCUGGGUUGAUAGUUAUCUAUCUAUUUUAUUCAUUUCUUUUUUUGUUGAUAGAGUACAUAAUUUCAAAUUUAAGAUGAUUAUUUGAGGAUAUUACUAGGGCUACAGUUGUCCUACGUGCCCAAUUUUUUUGUUUUUUGUAAUGCAUUUCUGCUUGCUUUUGUCUACCCAAUUGUGCAUUUCUCCUUUGGGUUGCUCAGAAUUCUUUUUAACCAAGAAUUGAUGCUUCUGCAAAAUGGGUGUGAUUGAGUUGUGUAAUGGCUUUUGUUGCUAAUGUGUGUAGCUAGGCUCUUCAGCAUUGUUAUUUAUAUAUGGUAUCUAAGUAUAAAGAUGAAAUCUUUGUCUCAGUCAAGUUUCAAGGCAUGUUCUUGAGUUAUUGAAAUGUUUGGAAAUUGGGUAUUGAUGGAACUCACAUGAUUACUUUUUGAGGAUAAAACUCUCUUGAUUACUUAUUAUUAUCUCAAAUAUAUGUCUUCCCACAGUACUGCUCCUACUGUCAAGCAUAGUGGAACAAGUAAAAAAAAGGGCAGUCCGGUGCUAUGCGGGGUUCAUGGAAGGGCCGGACCACAAGGGUCCUUACCCUGCAUUUCUGCAAGAGAUAUUUGGUUUGUAAGGCAUUUAAGCUGAUUUUGCAGUUUGGCACAUUCAAAGUGUAGAUGGCCACCUUAUCUCUAACAGUUGGGAAUUGUGGACGAGGCAGAAAUUCAGAGGACCUCACUUCUGAAUUUGUGCCAAACUUGUCUCUUGGUAGUGUAUUUCUUACCAAAAGGUUGUAUGGCCUGAAUUUGAAGGAUUUGGAUGGUCCGAAACUGAGGGCGCGGAAGAAAUUCCGCGUUGGUGCUGAAAUAAAGAAGUGGAAGAAGCAUGAUUACCCGUGGCCUGGUGAUAUUGAUCCAAACACUAAGACACCCUUAAAGUAUCUUUCCUUCUUUAAACCUCUUGAUGAGAAACCAAAACCAGUCACACUUGCCUUUGAGAAGCCAUUGGUUGAUUUGGAGAAACAGCUUAUUGAGGUGCGUAGAAUGGCUGAAGACACUGGAUUGGAUUUCACUGAUCAGAUUAAUGCUUUGGAAGCCAAGUAUCAGCAGGCCCUGAAGGACUUGUACACUCAUUUGACACCCAUUCAACGCCUCCAAAUUGCUCGACACCCUAAUAGACCAACUGUUCUUGAUCAUAUACUAAAUAUGACAGAGAAGUGGGUUGAGCUCCAUGGAGAUCGUGCUGGCUAUGACGAUCCAGCCAUGAUUACUGGCAUUGGGAGCAUUGAAGGCAGAAGUUACAUCUUCAUUGGCCACCAGAAAGGUAGAAAUACAAAAGAAAACAUCAUGCGAAACUUUGCAAUGCCAACUCCUCAUGGCUACAGAAAGGCUUUGAGAAUGAUGAAAUAUGCUGAUCAUCAUGGCUUCCCUAUUGUUACAUUUGUAGACACACCAGGCGCUUUCGCUGAUUUAAGAUCUGAAGAGCUAGGUCAGGGUGAGGCUAUAGCCCAUAAUUUAAGGACAAUGUUUGGGCUGAAAGUUCCAAUCAUAACGAUUGUAACUGGUGAAGGUGGUUCAGGCGGUGCUCUUGCUAUUGGAUGUGCAAAUAAGUUGUUAAUGUUGGAAAACUCAGCGUUUUAUGUUGCUAGUCCUGAAGCUUGUGCUGCAAUAUUAUGGAAAUCUUCACAAGCAGCUCCAAAGGCAGCUGAAAAACUGAGGAUCACAGCUCAGGAACAUUAUAGGCUCAAGAUAGCUGAUGGUAUUAUUCCUGAACCUCUGGGUGGUGCCCAUGCCGAUCCUUUCUGGGCGUCUCAGCAGAUUAAACAUGCAAUUGUCGAGGCUAUGGCGGAACUUGGAAGGAUGAACACUGAACAGUUGCUUCACCACCGGAUGCUUAAAUUUCGUUCAAUUGGAGGUUUCCAGGAGGGCAUUCAGGUUGAACCUGAAAGGAAGCGCAAAAUGAAGCCAUCCGAGGCUAACACACGGCCUGCUGAUUUGGAAUCAGAGCUUGCAAAUCUUAGGAAGAAGAUUCUAGAAGCUAAGGGACCAUCUGAUCCUGUUACUACCCAAGUCCUUGAGAAGCUCCAAGAAGAUCUAGAUACUGAGAUAACAAAAGCAUUCAUAGCUAUGGGCUUGCAGGAUAAGAUUGAAUCUCUUAAACUAGAGUUGCAAAGCUCUCCUAUUCCGGAUCAACCACUUAACAAGUCUUUGCAGGAGAAAGCUAAUAAGAUUAUGCAAGAAUUUAAACAGAAGCUGUCACAACCUGGGGCAUAUCUUGGUUUAAAGCAAAAGCUUCACACUGUGGAGAUGGCUAGCAGGCUCAUCAAGCUGAAGAAUAAAAGCGAGAAACUAAAAACCGAAGUCAAUCAGAAAAUUCCAACAACUGUAAAAGCCAAGCUAGAGCUUUUAAACGCAGCUUCGAAAAAGCUAUCAAGCGGGGAACCUUUGGAUACAAAUCUAAUGGAGGAAGUAGAAAAAGCUAAGAAAGAGCUGGAGUAUGUUCUAAAGUCAGCCAACCUGGAAGUAGUAGGCACGCGCAAAAGGACGAACGUUGCUGUUCCACCAGAAUUGGUAAAGGAUAUAGCAAAGGUAAAUGAGGAGAUAAAUGAGGAGAUUCAAAGAGCUGUGACUAGAUCAGGUCUAAGUGAGAAGAUUGAAGAGUUGAAGCUGGAGAUUGUGAAGGAUUCUAGCUCAGAAAAGGUAAAAGAGCUGGAAACGGAGGUCAGGGAAGGGAUUGCUUCUGCCCUUAGUGUCACCCCACUGAAAGAAAAGGUUGAAGGUUUAAGGGAGAAGUUGGCACCAGCCUACAAGGAUGAUAUAGAAAGUAAAGUUGGUGCAGAAAAUGGAAGAUGAUAAGACUAGCUCAUGAAUUAUUUCUUGUGCUUGGACAGUAGUACUUGAUUUUGAUUACUAAGAGUUUUUCAGUCCCUCCUAAGACAUGUCUAAUAUCUCCUUUACUCAAUAGUAAAAUUCUUGGUAGUUAUCAGAAAAUUAAACUGAGAAGAAACAGAUAGCAUUGAUGUCUAAUGGUGUACUUUAUGUACAUAUGAAUUGGUUUUUAAUAUACGAGUCAAUUGGUUUUGUGGCUCUUUAUAAA